Messenger RNA from Brassica rapa (field mustard), 718 nucleotides. RefSeq names its product NADH dehydrogenase [ubiquinone] 1 alpha subcomplex subunit 13-B. Gene Ontology annotation, cellular component: respiratory chain complex I. Lineage: Eukaryota; Viridiplantae; Streptophyta; Magnoliopsida; Brassicales; Brassicaceae. The record is from RefSeq and is a predicted model, not a curated record.
CUCGGUUUGCAAAAUCGAAUCGAAUCGAAUCAGAGAGUCAAUUCGAUCGAGCAAAGAUGACGGAGGCGAUGAUAAGGAAGAAGCCUGGGAUGGCGAGUGUGAAGGAUAUGCCGCUGCUUCAAGAUGGUCCGCCACCGGGUGGAUUCGCGCCGGUCCGAUACGCUCGGCGGAUAUCCAAUACGGGUCCUAGCGCCAUGGCUAUUUUCCUGACAGUUUCUGGUGCAUUUGCUUGGGGGAUGUACCAGGUCGGCCAGGGAAACAAGAUCCGCAGGGCGUUGAAGGAAGAGAAAUAUGCUGCUCGUAGAGCUAUACUUCCCAUUCUUCAAGCUGAAGAAGAUGAAAGGUUUGUGUCCGAGUGGAAAAAGUAUCUGGACUACGAGGCAGAUGUAAUGAAGGAUGUUCCGGGAUGGAAAGUUGGCGAGAACGUUUACAAUUCUGGUCGUUGGAUGCCGCCGGCGACUGGGGAACUCCGUCCUGAUGUCUGGUGAUCUCUUCUCAGUUUCUCACAAAUGCAUUUGAUGAUGAUCGUGAUGAAUGAAUGAUGUUUCUGUGAGAUCUAAUAAUAUGUUCUUGUUUUAUCUUUUUCAUUGGGUAAUAAGAUGAAUGAAUGAAUUAUUCAAUAGACAGGUGCUCUUGUACUGAUUUUGCUGGAACGUUAAUCUGUGUCUGUGUGUAAUUGUUUCUAUGGUAAAAAUGAGAGGAAGCAGUUUUUUAUUAA